This is a messenger RNA of Penicillium chermesinum, 642 nucleotides long. RefSeq lists its product as uncharacterized. The coding region runs from base 1 to 642 and encodes 213 amino acids. The record is from RefSeq and is a predicted model, not a curated record. The transcript has 3 exons. Lineage: Eukaryota; Fungi; Ascomycota; Eurotiomycetes; Eurotiales; Aspergillaceae.
AUGUUCCACGGUUUUCUUUGUCGCGCGCAUGUUUCUGCUUGUGGCAGAUUUCGUACUCCGAAUCGUCGAGCUUUCUCAUACGUGUCAACGCACCGAACCUUUCCAGCAAGUCUCUAUCGAUUUCAAAUCCACCGCGACUCGCAGCUCUUUGACAGAGCUACUGGACAAGAUGAUUGGGAAUAUGAGGAUGGUGUUGAGGUCUCCGCGGAUGGCUUGGUGCACCCGAACAUUACCACUGAUUGUACGCGAGAUCCCAACCAAUCCUCAUUCUUCACUUACUCAGCCCAUCCAGUUUCUAAUGGUGCAUUACUAAUGCCAAAUACACACUUCAUGCAAGAGAUCACAAGAAGGUCAUUCGAUCACUAUCUGGAUAACUUGGAAAGUGACCAAACUUCGGCCGAACCUCAUUACUUGUGCAUACCGAAAGGCACUUCUAUUCCCGAUUCGUUGACUCUGUUUCGUGAACGCACCUCUCGCUUCUCCCUGCAGCCUGCGCAUCCCAUGUCACUGGAUAGUCUAAACAAAACUUUGACUCGAUUCUAUCUCGACGCUGGCCUUGUUUUCAAACCUGACGACUGGCUUGGGAGGAAUCCUUACCACGAGGCAUCUUUUGAUGAUAAAGAAGAAUGGAUGAGCAAGUGA